AGGAUUAUCUGAUUGAAGAAGUACAUGUAUGAGCAGAGCUGGGGAGAGCCUAUGCCAUCCGCUCAGCUGAUAGGAAACAACGCCCUCCAAGACGAGUCAAAAAGCCUUUAGCCUCCACAGGACACAUCAACCAUCUGAUAUCUCUCCAUUUACUCCAAUACAAUCUCAAAAGAAAAGGGUCCAAAAUGUCUCAGAAGAUCAAAGCAGGUUCUGUGGUCGAGAUGCAAGGAGAUGAGAUGACCAGAGUAAUAUGGGAGCUCAUAAAAGAGAAACUAAUUUUCCCUUAUCUGGAGCUCGACCUGCACAGCUAUGACCUGGGAAUGGAGACCCGUGAUGCCACUGAUGACAAGGUAACUGUUGAGGCAGCGGAGGCUGUGAGGCGCUACAACGUUGGCAUCAAGUGUGCCACCAUCACUCCUGACGAGAAGCGCGUGGAGGAGUUCAAGCUCAAGAAGAUGUGGCGCUCUCCCAAUGGAACAAUCCGGAACAUCCUGGGUGGCACUGUGUUCCGAGAGGCUAUUAUCUGCAAAAACAUUCCCCGCUUGGUUCCCGGCUGGAUCAAGCCUAUAAUUAUCGGCAGGCACGCACAUGGAGACCAGUACAAGGCCACAGAUUUCGUUGUUCCCGGUCCUGGAACAGUGGAAAUGACAUACACACCUAAAAAUGGAGGAGAGCCACUCAAGUUUGUUGUCCAUGACUUUGAAGGUACUGGUGGAGUUGCUCUGGGGAUGUACAACACAGACAACUCAAUCCGGGAUUUUGCUCACAGCUCUUUGCAGAUGGGGUUGAACAAAGGCUGGCCGGUGUACCUCAGCACCAAGAACACCAUCUUGAAGAAAUAUGAUGGCCGUUUCAAAGACAUUUUCCAGGAGAUCUAUGACAAAGACUACAAGGCUCAGUAUGAGGCCAAAGGCAUCUGGUAUGAGCAUCGGCUGAUUGAUGACAUGGUGGCUCAGGCCAUGAAGUCUGAAGGUGGGUUUAUCUGGGCCUGCAAGAACUAUGAUGGAGAUGUGCAGUCAGACUCUGUAGCUCAGGGUUAUGGGUCAUUGGGUAUGAUGACCAGUGUGCUUAUAUGUCCUGACGGACGUACAGUAGAAGCUGAGGCAGCCCAUGGCACCGUUACGCGUCACUAUCGCAUGCACGAGCAGGGCAAAGAGACGUCCACCAACCCUAUUGCCUCUAUCUUUGCAUGGACACGAGGGCUGCUGCACCGGGCGGAGCUGGAUAAGAACGCAGAGCUGCGGAUGUUUGCUGAGGCACUGGAGGCCGUUUGUAUCGAGACCAUUGAAGCUGGUUUCAUGACCAAGGACCUGGCCAUCUGCAUCAAGGGCAUGUCUAGUGUCGCACGCUCUGAUUACCUCAACACUUUUGAGUUCUUGGACAAGCUGGCUGAGAAUCUGAAGAUUAAGUUGUCAAGCCAACCCAAACUAUAAAGCUGCUGGGUGUUGACAGGGCGUUCUCACACACACACACACACACACACACACACACACUCUGACACUCAACCCUCAGUCUCAUUUCCUGUCUAACUGGGAGCAAAGACAGAGAAAUGAUUGACUUCACCACUACAACCAGUAGGGGGAGCCAUGCACUUUCAACUGGACGACGAAAGUGCCCUUUUAAAUGGCAGGAGCCACUGUAACUUUCAUUAUGCUUUUAAAAACAAAUUAGAAACAUUCAUAUAGUAAAUUAUAUCACCGUUUAUACAUUUUUAUCAUUGCAACAGUUAUUUUCUUUGAAAGAUAUAUUCCCUGUAGUGCAUAAAUGCGUAUUUGUGUGCUACUGCUAUCUCUCAGAUGCUUGAACACCUGUUGCCUUAUUGUCUGCGUGUGUAGUUGUCUUGUCUUCGGACAGCCACUCUCGAAGCCGUCCCAGGAACAGUGGAAUUAGGUCUUAAUAAUGUAAAUACCUGCUUUUAACUGAAAUACUGGUAGUUCAUACUGGUAGACAUUCCUGUUCAUUCUUCACUCAGUACAACUGUCUGUCAAUGCAUUACAAAUUAAUUUCCUUACAUGGUUCUGUUUAUGUCAGUCUGUGUGCUUCUGUCAUCAGGUCUUGUGUUAUUAUGACAUCAAUAAUAAACGAGACUUUUUAAGAAGAA
Molecule: messenger RNA, 2101 nt
Organism: Sinocyclocheilus grahami
Lineage: Eukaryota; Metazoa; Chordata; Actinopteri; Cypriniformes; Cyprinidae
Gene: idh1
Product: isocitrate dehydrogenase (NADP(+)) 1
Exons: 9
Coding region: 186-1433 (415 amino acids)
Biological process (GO): isocitrate metabolic process; NADP+ metabolic process
Cellular component (GO): cytosol; mitochondrion; peroxisome
Molecular function (GO): isocitrate dehydrogenase (NADP+) activity; magnesium ion binding; NAD binding
Source: RefSeq, a predicted model, not a curated record